CUAAAAAAACACAUAAAAACAGAGCAUCCAACCUUUUUCCGCUUUCUUUCACCCAACCCACUUUCAUCAAAGUGGGCAUACAUACAUACAUACAUACAUUCUUUCAAUCAUUCAUCAUUUUUGAGCUUAUUGAUCCAUUCAAGAUCAACCCACAAUGGACCGUGCAAGAAGAUUAGCAAACAAAGCCAUAAUCAAUCGUUUAAUCUCACAAACCAAACACAACCCAAAAUCCCCUGUUUUUGGUUCAUCAUUUUCAAGGUAUAUUUCUUCUUCAUUACUUACCCCUUGUACAAAAAAUGUUAAAUCAUAUGAAAAAAUUAAUGGGUUUGUUUCAAAAACCCAAAUUCGGUCGAUUUCGAUCGAAUCUUUGAAGCCAAGUGACACAUUCCCACGUAGACAUAACUCUGCUUCCCCUGCAGAACAAACCAAAAUGGCCCAACUUGUUGGUUUUUCAAAUCUUGAUGCUUUAAUUGAUGCAACUGUACCAAAAUCGAUACGUAUAGAUGCAAUGAAGUUUGAUAAGUUUGAUAAAGGAUUAAGUGAAAGUGAAAUGAUUAAACAUAUGCAAGAUUUAGCUUCUAAAAACAGAGUAUUUAAGUCUUUUAUAGGAAUGGGCUAUUAUAAUACUCAUGUCCCUAGUGUUAUUUUGAGAAAUAUAAUGGAAAACCCAGGUUGGUAUACUCAGUAUACUCCGUAUCAGGCGGAAAUUGCGCAAGGAAGGCUCGAGUCCUUGCUCAAUUUUCAGACCAUGAUCACGGAUCUUACUGGGUUGCCAAUGUCGAAUGCUUCGUUGUUAGAUGAAGGGACUGCAGCUGCAGAAGCAAUGGCUAUGUGUAAUAAUAUACAAAAGGGUAAAAAGAAGACUUUUUUGAUUGCUAAUAAUUGUCAUCCGCAAACUAUUGAUAUUUGUAAGACUAGAGCAGAUGGGUUUGAUUUGAAAGUAGUGACGUCGGAUUUGAAAGAUUUUGAUUACUCGUCGGGUGAUGUCUGUGGGGUUUUGGUUCAGUAUCCUGGUACAGAAGGAGAGGUAUUGGAUUAUGGUGAGUUUGUUAAGAAUGCACACGCGAAUGGUGUGAAAGUUGUGAUGGCUAGUGAUUUGUUGGCUUUGACUAUUUUGAAGCCUCCUGGUGAAUUUGGAGUUGAUAUUGUGAUUGGUUCGGCUCAAAGAUUUGGUGUUCCAAUGGGGUAUGGUGGUCCUCAUGCCGCGUUUCUUGCAACCUCUCAAGAGUAUAAGAGGAUGAUGCCUGGAAGAAUUAUUGGUGUUAGUGUUGAUUCUGCCGGUAAGCCUGCUUUACGUAUGGCUAUGCAGACGAGGGAGCAACAUAUUAGGAGGGAUAAAGCUACUAGCAAUAUUUGCACAGCUCAGGCAUUGCUUGCAAACAUGGCUGCUAUGUUUGGUGUUUACCAUGGACCUGAAGGCCUAAAGACCAUUGCUCAACGAACACAUGGACUUGCUGCAACUUUUUCUGCUGGACUGAAAAAACUUGGAACAGUAGACGUCCAGGGUCUACCCUUCUUUGACACUGUAAAGAUAAAUUGUAUCGAUUCAAGUGUGAUAGCUGAAGAAGCUUACAAGAACAAGAUUAACCUUCGUAUUGUCGACAAAAACACUAUCACAGUCUCAUUUGACGAGACAACCACCAUUGAGGAUGUUGAUACAUUGUUCAAAGUUUUCUCCUUGGGGAGCCCGGUGACAUUUACUACAGCAUCUCUUGCACCGGAGGUUCAGGAUGUUAUCCCUUCAGGGCUUAUAAGGGAGACUCCAUACAUGACACACCCAAUAUUUAACUCUUUCCAUACAGAGCAUGAGCUACUAAGAUAUAUCAGCAAGUUGCAGUCAAAGGAUCUCUCAUUGUGCCACAGUAUGAUUCCUCUGGGGUCAUGUACAAUGAAGCUUAACGCAACUACAGAGAUGAUGCCUGUGACAUGGCCAGCAUUCGCAGAUAUGCAUCCAUUUGCACCUACUGAACAGGCAGAAGGAUAUCAAGAAAUGUUCAAUAAUUUGGGUGAUAUGUUGUGUACCGUUACUGGAUUUGAUUCGUUCUCUUUGCAACCAAAUGCUGGUGCUGCUGGAGAGUAUGCUGGAUUGAUGGUUAUCCGAGCAUAUCAUAUGGCAAGAGGAGACCAUCAUAGAAAUGUAUGCAUCAUUCCGGUCUCAGCUCAUGGAACAAACCCUGCUAGUGCUGCUAUGUGUGGAAUGAAAAUCAUAACUGUUGGAACCGAUGCUAAAGGUAACAUUAAUAUUGAAGAGGUACGCAAGGCUGCAGAGGCGAACAAGGACAACCUAUCGGCUUUAAUGGUUACGUAUCCUUCAACUCAUGGAGUAUAUGAAGAGGGUAUCGAUGAGAUCUGCAAAAUUAUUCAUGACAAUGGAGGGCAGGUUUACAUGGAUGGAGCCAAUAUGAAUGCACAGGUUGGUCUGACGAGUCCUGGCUGGAUUGGUGCCGACGUUUGUCAUCUGAACCUUCACAAGACAUUUUGCAUUCCUCAUGGUGGAGGUGGUCCUGGAAUGGGUCCGAUUGGUGUGAAGAAACACUUAGCACCCUACUUGCCUUCUCACCCUGUGGUGGCAACAGGAGGCUUACCUGCCCCUGAAAAUGCUCAGCCACUUGGUACCAUUUCUGCAGCACCUUGGGGUUCUGCACUAAUAUUGCCCAUAUCAUAUACAUACAUUGCCAUGAUGGGAUCUCGGGGACUUACAGAUGCAUCAAAGAUAGCCAUCUUGAAUGCAAACUAUAUGGCAAAACGUCUUGAGAGUCACUGCCCUAUUCUUUUCCGUGGGGUCAAUGGAACUGUUGCCCAUGAAUUUAUUGUUGAUUUGAGACACUUAAAGACUACAGCUGGAAUUGAGCCAGAAGACGUUGCUAAACGUUUGAUUGAUUACGGGUUUCAUGGCCCAACAAUGUCAUGGCCAGUUCCUGGGACACUAAUGAUUGAACCUACUGAAAGUGAAAGCAAGGCAGAGUUAGACAGGUUUUGUGACGCACUAAUCUCCAUUAGAGAAGAAAUAGCAGAGAUAGAGAAAGGAAAAGCUGAUAUCAAGAACAAUGUUAUCAAGGGAGCCCCUCAUCCUCUUCAAGUGCUCAUGGCUGAAAAGUGGACAAAACCAUACUCUCGGGAAUAUGCAGCCUUCCCUGCUUCAUGGCUUCGUUCUGCUAAGUUCUGGCCAACUACAGGCCGUGUAGAUAACGUGUAUGGUGAUCGCAACCUCAUCUGCACCCUUCAGUCACCACACGAAGAAGAAGAAAAGGCUGCAGCAACUGCUUAGGCUAAAUUUCUAGGUUCUUUCUACAGAACAAAUCAACUUUGUAUUCUUACUUCCUUUUUUUUUAUCAUGCUCCUUCUACAGGAGGUUGUUGUAUAUACAAAUUCCAUAUUUAUUGAUAAUCAACCGCAAAUAACGGUUUCUUAUAAAAUUAUAGUUUUCACUUGUUAUA
This is a messenger RNA of Erigeron canadensis, 3437 nucleotides long. RefSeq names its product glycine dehydrogenase (decarboxylating) A, mitochondrial-like. The record is from RefSeq and is a predicted model, not a curated record. Gene Ontology annotation, cellular component: chloroplast envelope; mitochondrion; apoplast. Lineage: Eukaryota; Viridiplantae; Streptophyta; Magnoliopsida; Asterales; Asteraceae. The transcript is spliced from 15 exons. Gene Ontology annotation, molecular function: glycine dehydrogenase (decarboxylating) activity; pyridoxal phosphate binding; glycine binding. Gene Ontology annotation, biological process: glycine decarboxylation via glycine cleavage system. Bases 155 to 3268 code for a protein of 1037 amino acids.